Condylura cristata (star-nosed mole) is the source of this 3523-nucleotide messenger RNA. It is a transcript of the gene PICALM, whose product is annotated as phosphatidylinositol binding clathrin assembly protein. Lineage: Eukaryota; Metazoa; Chordata; Mammalia; Eulipotyphla; Talpidae. Gene Ontology annotation, biological process: synaptic vesicle budding from presynaptic endocytic zone membrane; clathrin-dependent endocytosis; clathrin coat assembly. The coding region runs from base 332 to 2164 and encodes 610 amino acids. Gene Ontology annotation, cellular component: clathrin-coated pit; clathrin-coated vesicle; extrinsic component of presynaptic endocytic zone membrane. The record is from RefSeq and is a predicted model, not a curated record. The transcript is spliced from 20 exons. Gene Ontology annotation, molecular function: 1-phosphatidylinositol binding; SNARE binding; clathrin heavy chain binding.
AAAGCUCUGAGGAGGAGCCUGGCGCCGCCAUUUUCCUGCAGCUGCCUGUCCCUCUUUCCCGGCCCGGCUACAGCUGACCAGGGAAGGGGUGGGCUGAGCUGAGGCGGGGGCUCGGGAGUGCCCGACGCCGUGCCUGACCCCGCGGGUGACACGAGCGGGUUCUUUCUGGGCCGGGUAGCGGCGCGCGGCCCUGAGCCCCGCCCCAGGCCGGCCGGCGGAGAAGGAGCCGGUGGGGGUAGGGGGUGCGGUGGGGGGCGGGGGUCCUCCGGCGCUUGGGGGUCCUAGUCCCCGCUGGCUGCCGAGCGGGAGGGGUGGCGGAGGAGCCGCAGAGAUGUCCGGCCAGAGCUUGACGGACCGAAUCACCGCCGCCCAGCACAGUGUCACCGGCUCCGCCGUCUCCAAGACAGUAUGCAAGGCCACGACCCACGAGAUCAUGGGGCCCAAGAAAAAGCACCUAGACUAUUUAAUUCAGUGCACAAAUGAGAUGAAUGUGAACAUCCCACAGUUGGCAGACAGUUUAUUUGAAAGAACUACCAACAGUAGUUGGGUGGUGGUCUUCAAAUCUCUCAUUACUACUCAUCAUUUGAUGGUGUAUGGAAAUGAGCGUUUUAUCCAGUAUUUGGCUUCAAGAAACACGUUGUUUAACUUAAGCAAUUUUUUGGAUAAAAGUGGAUUGCAAGGGUAUGACAUGUCUACGUUUAUUAGGCGGUAUAGUAGAUACCUAAAUGAAAAAGCAGUUUCAUACAGACAAGUUGCAUUUGAUUUCACAAAAGUGAAAAGAGGAGCUGAUGGAGUUAUGAGAACGAUGAACACAGAAAAACUACUUAAAACUGUACCAAUUAUUCAAAAUCAAAUGGAUGCUCUCCUUGAUUUUAAUGUUAAUAGCAAUGAACUUACAAAUGGGGUAAUAAAUGCUGCCUUCAUGCUCCUGUUCAAAGAUGCUAUUAGACUGUUCGCAGCAUACAAUGAAGGAAUUAUUAACCUGUUGGAAAAAUAUUUUGAUAUGAAAAAGAACCAGUGCAAAGAAGGCCUUGACAUCUAUAAGAAGUUCCUGACUAGGAUGACAAGAAUCUCAGAGUUUCUCAAAGUUGCAGAGCAAGUUGGAAUUGACAGAGGUGACAUACCAGAUCUUUCGCAGGCCCCUAGCAGUCUCCUUGAUGCUUUGGAACAACAUUUGGCUUCCUUGGAAGGGAAGAAAAUAAAAGAUUCUACAGCUGCAAGCAGGGCAACAACACUCUCCAAUGCAGUUUCUUCCCUGGCAAGCACUGGCCUCUCUCUAACCAAAGUGGAUGAAAGGGAAAAGCAGGCAGCAUUAGAGGAAGAACAAGCUCGUUUAAAAGCUUUAAAGGAGCAGCGUCUAAAAGAACUUGCAAAGAAACCUCAUACCUCUUUAACAACUGCAGCCUCUCCUGUAUCCACCUCAGUAGGAGGUAUAAUGACUGCACCAGCCAUUGAUAUAUUUUCUACACCUAGUUCUUCUAACAGCACAUCAAAGCUACCAAAUGAUCUCCUUGAUUUGCAACAGCCAAGUUUUCACCCAUCUGUACAUCCUAUGUCAAGUGUCUCUCAGGUAGCAAGUACGUGGGGAGGAUUCACUCCUUCUCCAGUUGCACAGUCACAUCAGUCAGCUGGCCUUAAUGUUGACUUUGAAUCUGUGUUUGGAAAUAAAUCUACCAAUGUUAUUGUAGAAUCUGGGGGCUUUGAUGAACUAGGUGGACUUCUCAAACCAACAGUGGCCUCUCAGAACCAGAGUCUUCCUGUUGCCAAACUCCCGCCUAACAAGUUAGUAUCUGAUGACUUGGAUUCAUCUUUAGCCAACCUUGUGGGCAAUCUUGGCAUUGGAAAUGGAACCACUAAGAAUGAUGUAAAUUGGAGUCAACCAGGUGAAAAGAAACUGACUGGAGGAUCUAACUGGCAACCAAAGGUUGCACCAACGACUGCUUGGAGUGCUGCAACAAUGAAUGGCAUGCAUUUUCCACAAUACGCACCCCCUGUAAUGGCCUAUCCUGCAACUACACCAACAGGCAUGAUAGGAUAUGGAAUUCCUCCUCAAAUGGGAAGUGUGCCUGUAAUGACACAACCAACAUUAAUAUAUAGCCAGCCUGUCAUGAGACCACCAAACCCUUUUGGUCCUGUAUCAGGAGCACAGAUACAGUUUAUGUAACUAGAUGGAAGAGAAAAGGAAUUAUUCCAAAAAGACAAGUGCUCAAGCAGCAAGUACUUACUUCCAGCAAAAUCCAAACUGCUGUCUCUUAAACUCUCUUCUUCCAUUAGAAUGCUACAGUAACCCAGUGAAGGCCCAUGAAGGAAAUUGGGACUAGUCUAUAGGAGAACGUAUCAAUACCAUUUAUAAAGCCAAGAAUUGCCAUGAUUUGAGACUAAGAUCUGUCUUUUUUGGUGACUAACCCUUCAGUUCUUUCAACUCCUAUUAAUACCCAUAAUCAGUAACCUACCAAGAAAAGCCCUUAUUUGGAAAGCGUGAAAUUUGUAUUUGGAAAAGCUGCCUGGAGAGAAGAACUAUGUCCUUUACUGUAAUGCAACAGGACUCUUUUGGGGGGAUCAAAAUCAUAAUUCUUAAUUAUAAGGUAUCUUUCCUUUCUCCAGUCCUCACAGAUACAGAAAUAGUAACUAAAAUUAACUUUUCUUUUUUAAAAAAAUUAUAUAUUCAGUUUGCAGUAGACAUUCCUUAAGUGUUCGUAUUUAUUUAUAAUUAUCAUUUUUCAUAACAUUAAUAUUGUAUCAAACCUCCUUAUGAAAAUGAGUAUGGAUGUACACUGUAUGUUUGAUUUUUUUUUUUUAUCCACAAGAAUGAAUCUGAUUCAGAAUGCUUUUCAGCUGACAUACAGAGCACUAAAUAUUUUAAGGCAAGUCCGUAGAUCUGAAUCGCUUAAGAAUUCUCAGUCUCUAUGGGAACUAGGAAAGCAUUAUAAAUGCAUUAAUCCUUAUAGUCAAUUCUGUGCCUAGGAUUUUGCAAGGGAACAGUUCACUGACUAGGAAAAGCACUACAUUUUUAAAUUCAGCAUUAGUGCAUUGGGAAGGAACUUUAUUGCUUUGUGCUUGGCAUGUCAUUAUUUUCCAUUUGACAUUAGGUCCUUUCCAAAAUGAAUGUGAGGAAUUGCUUUCACUUCAAGACUUUCCUUCUUUUCAGUAAAACUCUAGGCGGUGUUAUGGGGGGAGGGAAAGGGACAAAAUCUUUGAACCUUUUAUUUGGCUCAUGCCAUGUUAUGAUCAUGUACCUUUUAAAUAAGGGGAAAUAGUAUCUUUAAAGUUAAUAUCUAGCCAAGAGUUUAGUUAAUGAAGAAUUAAACUGCACUGUUGAUCGGUGCUUUAUGUAAAUACAUCUUAAAUUUUUGGGUUGAGAGGGGCCUUGAGAAGGACAGUUCAUUGUAGGAAAGCAAUUCUAUACAUGAGUUUAAGCAUACUUGUUGCAUUGUCUCUGCAGAUUCUAUUUUUGUUUACAAUAUUAAAAAUGUAUGUUAGCAAAAAUGGGUGGAUUUUCAAAUAAAAUGCAGCUUCCACAAAA